GGGAGUUGUAGUUCGGCCAUCGGACGGAAGCCGGAACGGACAAGCGGCGGGAUGUGGCCCAGAAUAUUGGUGGGGGGGGCCCGGGUGGCGGCUGGCAGGUUCCCCGCGUUGGGGCCUAGCCUCGCUGCCCCCUUCCCCCCGCAGCGGACACCCAACACCAGCUUAGCCCUGCAGCGGAGCCUGCACGCGACGGCGGCCCGGGCUCUCCCGCUCAUUCCCAUCGUGGUGGAGCAGACGGGUCGUGGCGAGCGCGCCUAUGAUAUCUACUCGAGGCUGCUACGGGAGCGCAUUGUGUGCGUCAUGGGUCCGAUCGACGACAGCGUCGCCAGCCUGGUUAUUGCGCAGCUGCUGUUCCUGCAGUCUGAGAGCAACAAGAAGCCCAUCCACAUGUACAUCAACAGCCCUGGUGGCAUGGUGACCUCGGGCCUGGCCAUCUAUGACACGAUGCAGUACAUCCUGAACCCAAUCUGCACGUGGUGCGUAGGCCAGGCUGCCAGCAUGGGCUCCCUGCUUCUGGCCGCCGGCACCCCAGGCAUGCGCCACUCACUCCCCAACUCUCGCAUCAUGAUUCACCAGCCCUCUGGGGGCGCCCGGGGCCAAGCUACAGACAUCGCCAUUCAGGCAGAGGAGAUCGUGAAACUCAAGAAGCAGCUGUACAACAUCUACGCCAAGCACACCAAACAGAGCCUGCAGGUGAUUGAGUCAGCCAUGGAGAGAGACCGCUACAUGAGCCCCAUGGAGGCCCAGGAGUUUGGCAUCUUAGACAAGGUCCUGGUGCACCCACCCCAGGAUGGUGAGGACGAGCCUGAGCUGGUGCAGAAGGAGCCUGUGGUGGCGGCGACGGCAGCAGAACCUGCCCCAGCAAGCAUCUGAGUGGACUUCACCCUCUGGAGGAAAGUUGAGGGGCCAUAUGGUGGGGCUGUAGCCCUGCCCGCCCCUCACUGCCAAGCCUGGACGGGCCCCUUGAGGACCUCUGGAUUUGGGGGUGCCCCUAAGGGCAGGUAUCCUGGCUGAGACACUGUGAUUUUAAAUUAAAUCUUUGUAGUCUUUGCUCCCU
Molecule: messenger RNA, 1057 nt
Organism: Rhinolophus ferrumequinum (greater horseshoe bat)
Lineage: Eukaryota; Metazoa; Chordata; Mammalia; Chiroptera; Rhinolophidae
Gene: CLPP
Product: caseinolytic mitochondrial matrix peptidase proteolytic subunit
Exons: 6
Coding region: 52-873 (273 amino acids)
Biological process (GO): protein quality control for misfolded or incompletely synthesized proteins
Cellular component (GO): endopeptidase Clp complex
Molecular function (GO): ATPase binding; ATP-dependent peptidase activity; serine-type endopeptidase activity
Source: RefSeq, a predicted model, not a curated record